Molecule: messenger RNA, 1641 nt
Organism: Urocitellus parryii (Arctic ground squirrel)
Lineage: Eukaryota; Metazoa; Chordata; Mammalia; Rodentia; Sciuridae
Product: protocadherin beta-8-like
Biological process (GO): homophilic cell-cell adhesion
Cellular component (GO): plasma membrane
Molecular function (GO): calcium ion binding
Source: RefSeq, a predicted model, not a curated record
AUGGAGGCCAGCGGGAAACGCAUCUGCAGACAAAAGCAAGUCAUUUUCUUUUUCCUAUUGGGCUUAUUUCAGGAGGGAGCGGGAGAGCCUAGGCGCUAUUCUGUAGUGGAGGAAACUGAGGGCAACUCCUUUGUAACCAAUCURGCAAAGGAUUUGAGUCUGGGACAAAGGGAAUUCUCCAGGAGGGGGGUUAGAAUCMUCUCCAAAGGGAAUAAGCUACAUUUGCAGCUCAAUCAGGAGACGGGGGAAUUGUUACUAAAUGAAAAACUGGACAGGGAGGAAUUGUGUGGGCACACAGAGCCCUGUGUGCUUCGUUUCCAGGUGAUGCUAGAGAGUCCUUUAGAAUUUUUUCAAGCUGAGCUACAAAUAAUAGACAUAAAUGACCACUCUCCGGAGUUCCUGGACAAAGAAAUGUUGCUGAAAGUAUCAGAGAGCAGUCCUUCUGGAACUACAUUUCCUCUGAAGAAUGCUCAAGACAUGGAUGUAGGCCAAAAUAAUAUUGAGAACUAUGUGAUCAGUCCCAAUCCCUAUUUUCGGGUCCUUACUCGAAAACGCAGCGAUGGCAGGAAAUAUCCAGAGCUGGUGCUGGAGAAAGAGCUGGAUCGAGAAGAGGAACCUGAGCUCAAGUUAACCCUCACAGCACAGGAUGGUGGCUCUCCACCACGGACUGGCACAGCUCAGAUCCACGUUGAAGUCGUGGAUGUCAAUGAUAAUGCCCCRGAAUUUCAGCAGCUCAUCUAUAGGGUGCAGAUUCCUGAAGACAGUCCGAUAGGUUUCCUGAUUGUCACGGUCUCUGCUAYGGAUGUAGACCUUGGAGUCAAUGGAGAGGUCUCUUAUUCACUGUUCCAGGCUUCAGAUGAGAUUAGCAAAACAUUUGCAAUUAAUCCCUUGACAGGAGAAAUUCGGCUGAAAGAACAACUUGAUUUUGAAAGAGUUGAGUCCUAUGAAGUCAAUAUAGAAGCGAGAGAUGCUGGAAGCUUUACUGGAAAAUGUGUGGUUCUGAUCCAAGUCACGGAUGUGAAUGACCAUGCCCCAGAAGUUACCAUGUCUGCAUUUACUAGUCCCAUAUCUGAGAACUCUCCGGAGAUGGUGGUUGCAGUUUUCAGUGUGUUAGAUCUUGAUUCAGGAGAAAAUGGGAAAAUAAGUUGUUCCAUUCAGGAGGAUCUACCCUUUUUCCUGAAAUCUUCAGUGGAAAACUUUUACACCCUAUUAACMGAGAGACCACUGGACAGAGAGAACACAGCUGAGUACAACAUCACCAUCACUGUCACGGAUUUGGGGACACCAAUAUUGAAAACAYACCUUAACAUAACAGUGCAGGUAUCAGACGUUAAUGAUAACUCGCCAAUCUUCAUGCAAGCCUCCUACAUCCUAUUGGUGCAAGAGAACAACAGCCCCGCCCUGCACAUAGGCAGUGUCAGCGCCACAGACAGAGACUCAGGCACCAAUGCCCAGAUCACCUACUCGCUGCUGCCAACCCAGGACUCACAACUGCACCUCGCCUCGCUGGUCUCCAUCAACGCAGACAAUGGGCAGCUGUUCGCGCUGAGGGCGCUGGACUUCGAGGCCCUGCAGGCAUUCGAGUUCCGCGUGGGCGCCACAGACCAAGUUAUUUUGCAACAGCCAGACUGCAGCAGUUAG